AUGUCAACCACCGAAAGCCCUUCUUCACGUUCGAUCGUCGUUCCUGGCCAGGCAUUCGCACAAACAACAGACAACCAAAAGUCAAUCUCAGCUACCUAUCAGCCUGGUCCUGGAGUCUUCUCGCGCGAUGGAAAGUUAUAUGCAUCUACAGCGGGCUAUGCAAAACGCGAAGGGGGCGUAAUACACUCUCCUCAGACAGUCUCGGUCGUUCGUCCUACUCGCCUUGCAAGAGUUCCAGUUGUUGGAACAAUAGUAACUGGUUUAGUAACUAAAUUGAAUAAGCUACAGGCUUCAUUGGCCAUCAUUACCGUAGAAGAUGUACCUUUACCGGUCGGGCAAGAUUUUCCUGGUGUGAUUAGGGCUCAAGAUGUAAGACAAGUAGAUAAAGAUAAGGUCAAGAUUUGGACCUGCUUUCGGCCGGGUGAUAUAGUAAGGGCCGAGGUGAUUUCAUUUCCAACUGGAUCCACUGGAUAUCUACUUGCAACCUUUCGUAAUGAGCUAGGCGUUGUUUUUGCGCAGAACACCCGAACUGGGAAUCUGAUGAAGGCUCUGAGCUGGGAAGAGAUGAUUGACGAAGAGACAGGUGAAAGAGAACCGCGAAAGGUAGCUGGACCCGCAUAG
Melampsora larici-populina 98AG31 is the source of this 621-nucleotide messenger RNA. RefSeq lists its product as uncharacterized. Bases 1 to 621 code for a protein of 206 amino acids. The transcript has 3 exons. Gene Ontology annotation, molecular function: RNA binding. Gene Ontology annotation, biological process: RNA processing. The record is from RefSeq and is a predicted model, not a curated record. Gene Ontology annotation, cellular component: cytoplasm; nuclear exosome (RNase complex). NCBI's taxonomy places the organism in Eukaryota, Fungi, Basidiomycota, Pucciniomycetes, Pucciniales, Melampsoraceae.